This is a messenger RNA of Camellia sinensis, 2002 nucleotides long. The record is from RefSeq and is a predicted model, not a curated record. Lineage: Eukaryota; Viridiplantae; Streptophyta; Magnoliopsida; Ericales; Theaceae.
GCACCAAAAUUCAUGAUCGUUUGGACAAUUAUAUAAACAGUAUCAGAUGAGAGUUCAUCCUUCAAGGAGAAGAGAGGUUCAACAUAUAUAUGUAGAACUGGCCUUUUGAGGCAUAAAAGCCACCGUGCUAAAACUUGCAACUGUUGUGUUGCAUCAUGGUUGCCGGCUCACUCCCCAUUGAUGGAGAAGCACAGCUGCCAAUGUCCAACCGCAAGCAAGGCGGUUGGAUCACAAUUCCAUUCAUCAUAGCAACUAUGGCGGGCGUGACACUGGCAUCCCAAGGAUGGGUGAACAACCUUAUUGUAUUUUUGAUUGGGCAGUUCAAUGUCAAAAGCAUUAAUGCUACCCAAAUUUUUAACGUCAUUAAUGGCUGCGUUACUAUGUUUCCCAUCCUCGGAGCAAUCGUUGCUGACUCCUUUCUGGGCUCGUUCUUUGUCAUCUGGAUUUCUUCUCUCAUCUCUGUACUGGGCAUAAUUCUUUUAAUCCUAAGUGCGACACUCGACUCUCUGAGGCCUCCACCAUGUGGAAAUGGAUCAAAUUUGUGUAUCACCCCAUCAAAACUCCAAUUUGCAGUUUUAUAUCUGGGUAUUACUCUUGCAACUAUCGGCGCCGCAGGUACACGGUUCACCCUAGGAGCAAUGGGCGCCGAUCAAUUCGACAACCCCAAGCAUCAAGGAAGCUACUUCAACUGGUUCAUCUUCACCCUGUACAUGGCAUCCAUAAUAAGCGGCACAGCAAUUAUCUACGUUGAAGACAGUGUAAGUUUUGGAUUGGGGUUCGGCCUAUGUGCUGCCGCUAAUGUAAUUGGCUUAGUCAUUUUCGUAUUGGGAAAACGAUUCUACCGCCAUGUUAAGCCACAAGGGAGCCCAUUCACAAGCUUAGCUCGUGUUUUUGUUGCGGCUAUUCGGAAGAGGAAAAUCUUGCAUUCACAAAGAAGUGAAGAUUAUUACAACACAAUACAUGACGGAGUGACAAUGAUGGUUGUGACAACACCUACAAAAACGUUCAAGUUUCUGAACCGCGCAGCUCUGAAAACUGAAGGGGACAUCAAAGCAGAUGGCUCGAUUGCAAAGUUGUGGAAUCUGUGCACAGUACAACAAGUAGAAGACCUCAAAGCUCUAAUCAAAAUUGCCCCAUUAUGGUCAUCCGGUAUAUUCUUAAGCACACCACUGGCCAUCCAAUACAGCUUAGCAACCCUUCAAGCUCUCACCAUGGACCGCCACCUCGGACCUCAUUUCAAAAUCCCACCUGGGUCCAUGGCAGUCUUCAUAAUGAUCGCUACUUGCAUCACCAUCGUCCUGCUAGACCGGUUCUUAUAUGCCGCCUGGCAGAAGCUCACAAGUCGAUUCCCAACACCGCUACAGCGAGUAGGGAUAGGGCACGUGCUAUGCGUGCUCAGCAUGGCCUUGUCAGCCAUAGUAGAGUCAAAGCGGCUCAAAAUAGCUCGGUCCCAUAACCUCCAAGACCAAAGUGUUUUGAUCGUGCCAAUGUCCGCCUUCUGGCUAGUACCACAGCUAGCCCUAGCUGGUAUCGGAGAAGCAUUUCAUUUUCCGGGAAACACCGCAUUGUUUUACCAGGAAUUCCCGAUGUCCCUAAAAAGUACGUCGACGGCGAUGGUGGCGAUGUUCGUUGGUAUUGCAUAUUAUGUGAGCACGGCCUUGGUAAGUGGCGUUCAGAGGACCACCGGAUGGUUGCCGAAUAAUAUAAAUCAUGGGAGGAUGGACAAUAUGUACUGGCUGUUAUUUGUGAUUGGUGUUGUCAAUUUUGGAUAUUUUGUAGUGUGUGCUUGGUUGUACAAAUAUCAGGGUGUUGCAAAGGUGGUAGAUGAGAAUCCUAGUUCUGAUGAUAAGUAAUGUAUAGAAAAAGCAUUUAAAUGCUUUUGAUGUAUUUGCUAGUGUAUCUCUCUCAUAUAUGAGGUUGAUACAUCUACCAGCACGUGAUUAUGUGUGUAUGAUUUAAAUAAGUAAAAUAAAAUAAAAUAAUAAUCAUUUAUUGUGUAUUA